Molecule: messenger RNA, 2641 nt
Organism: Ziziphus jujuba (common jujube)
Lineage: Eukaryota; Viridiplantae; Streptophyta; Magnoliopsida; Rosales; Rhamnaceae
Product: wall-associated receptor kinase 2
Exons: 3
Coding region: 97-2346 (749 amino acids)
Biological process (GO): protein phosphorylation; cell surface receptor signaling pathway
Cellular component (GO): plasma membrane
Molecular function (GO): ATP binding; calcium ion binding; polysaccharide binding
Source: RefSeq, a predicted model, not a curated record
CCAUAGGGAAUUAUCAUAAUUAGUUGAUUGGAUAUUUUUAAAGGUCGAAUGGAAAAUUAUAUAAGCCUCUUACCUUGAAAGGGUCAUUCAAUCAUCAUGUCUAUCUCCAUCUCCAUGGCAAUUGGAGUGGUACUAAUCUUUUUAGCCAUGGUAUACACAAACAAAGUAGCAUGGGCUCAAUCCAUCGGUCAUUGCCGUGAACGAUGUGGUGCUCUACAAGUUCCAUAUCCUUUCGGAAUGGAUAGUACAAACUGCUACUUGGGAGAAAAGUUUUUGAUCACAUGCAACGAAACUUCCCAGCCUCCCAAAGCAUUCCUAAUGAAAGGUAAUCUCCCUGUCGCUGACAUAUCCCUUGAUGGUGAAUUGACCGUCAUGAUGCGUGUGGCCCGAGAUUGUUACACUAAGCAGGGAAAAAAUUUCCAAAAUUGGAACUCUACGAUAUGGGUGCCUCAAUUCACCAUAUCUUCUACCAAAAACAAGUUCGUUGCAAUUGGCUGCGACACCAAUGCAUUUGUUCAAGCCAACAGGGUUGAAGAAAGAUAUGCAACUGGUUGUAUAUCUUUUUGUAACAGCACUCAUGGUUUUAACAAGUCCUGCUCCGGCAGCGGUUGUUGCAAAGCGCCCAUCGCCAGCGGACUCAAAAAUGUUACAGUCCAGGUGAAUAGCUACUAUAAUCACAGAGAUAUAUGGGAUUUUAACCCAUGUAGCUAUGCCUUUGUCGUUGAAGAAAGCAAGUUCAAUUUUUCCCUAGCAAUCCUCCAAAAAAUGGACAAGGAACAAGUGCCACCACGGCGUCCAAUUGUUAUUAAUUGGGCAAUUGGGAAAGAUGAUAAGAUCGACCGCUGCGAAGAAGCUAAAAACCGAGUCAACUACGCUUGCAAGCAGAACAGUGAAUGCGUGGGUGUCGACGAUGGGUCUGGUGGUUACCGUUGCAAGUGCUUAGAAGGUUACCAAGGGAAUCCAUACCACCCGGAUGGCUGUCAAGAUAUUGAUGAAUGCCAUAACUCAAACCCCUGCGAACCUGGAAAGUGCAGUAAUUCACCUGGCAAAUGGAAGUGUAUUAGAUGUCCAAAGGGGUACAAUAAUAAUGGAACGGCCUGCACGAAAAGCAACAAUGCUACCGAUCAAUCUAAGAGACAUCUCUUGCUCUAUAGUAUACUAGGAGUAUGUCUUACCUUAUCAGUUGCAAGUUCAAUAUUAUGUUGGGGAAUGAAGAAAAGAAAGCUGAGCAAAUUGAAAAAGAAGUUCUUCGAGCAAAAUGGUGGAAUAAUGUUGCUUCAACGACUCCCAGAUCUUGAAACAGCCAAAAUUUUCACUGCAGACGAACUUAAAAGAGUCACAAACAACUAUGAUGAAAACAGAGUUAUUGGUGAAGGAGGCUAUGGAAAAGUUUACAAGGGAAUAUUAUCAGAUGGCCAAGAAGUUGCUAUAAAGAAGUCCAAAAUUGGUGACGAAUCACAGACUGCACAGUUUAUCAAUGAAGUGAUGAUUCUUUUGAAAAUUAAACAUAAGAAUAUUGUUAAAUUUGUAGGUUGUUGCUUAGAGACAGAAGUUCCUUUACUUGUUUACGAGUUCAUUACUAAUGGAACUCUUUUCCAACAUAUUCACAAGAAAGGAAAAGCUUCUGCACUUCCAUGGAAGUUGAGAUUGAAGAUAGCAUCAGAGACUGCAGCAGCACUUGCAUAUUUACAUUCUGCAGCUUCUACGGAGCCCAUUGUACAUAGAGAUGUGAAAACGUCAAAUAUACUAUUAGAUGAGAAUUACAUUGCGAAAGUAUCGGACUUUGGAGCUUCAAAGCUGAUUCCUAUUGACCAAAAUCAGCUACCAACUUUGGUACUUGGAACACGUGGGUACUUAGACCCAGAAUACCUCCAGUCAAGCCAGUUAACAGGAAAGAGUGACGUAUAUAGCUUUGGAGUUGUUUUAGCUGAGCUACUAACAAGCAAGAAAGCAGUUUUCUUUGAUAGGGCUGAGGGUGAAAAAAACCUAGCAAUGCUGCUUCUCGGGGCAAUUAAAGAUGGUUGCUUGCCUGAUAUUCUUGACGGUGAAAUUGUGGAUAAAGAAAAUGCCGAGGAAUUAAAAAAAGUGGCCAAUCUUGCAAAAAUGUGUUUAAGUGUGAAAGGGGAAGAAAGACCUACCAUGAAAGAAGUUGCAAAUGUGCUGGAGGCACUGGUUAACUUGGAGAAACAUCCAUGGGGAAAAGUUGAUUUAAGUGGAGAAGAGCUUGGUUCAUCUUCAAACACUUUUGAAAAUUCUAGUGGUGAAAGUGGUAUGAGGAGCGGUGCAACUAGUGGGUAUGAUAGCACGCAAAUCCAAAUUGCAAGCCCAUAUAAUGAUGCUCGAUAGACAUAAUCGAUCAGCUGGUUAUGAUUGCUGAGCUGCUGGGAUGUAUUAAAUGAUGAAUUGUUGACAGAGUUUCAACAUCAACAAGAAGUGCUAUUUGUUCUAGAAUGAUGUUAGUCUAGUAGCUAUUAAGAGAAGGAAGCGCAGCGUCUUCCUCUGUUUGCUUAUGCUGAAAUAUCUCUCUGUCUUUCUUAGCUUUUCCAUUUUCUUGCUUUAUUCUCAAAUCUUUAUUUGUAUUACUACAUGUGUGGUUUUGUCGAACAUAUAUAAAUACAAAUAUCCACAUACUUCCUCUGAA